UAGCAAGGUAUUUUCUCAAAAUUAUUUAAAACCUGCAUGCUGGAGGAUAUCGAUACUUGCUGUGCACAUUGGGUUUAUUCAACUGACAAAACGUUCUGUUACGUUUCACGGUCGUUCAUAGUUUCCCGUUCCACAAAACGUCACAAGGCAAUCUAGCGUGAUUGAAGUCAUUUCGGAUCUGCUGGUGAUAAUCAGUUUUGUGAUGGCAUGCACUAUCGGUGUAAGGUUUGAUAAACAGAUCAGGGUGAAAGAGCCAGUUAAACUUCGAUUACUUCGAUCUCGCGUAGUUGCUCCGCUUCCUAGACAAUGGAUAAGAAACCGUCAAGUGGAAAGAACAAGAAAAUGUUAUCAAAACCGAAGUGGUUUCUGCGUUCCGGUGAUGUCGAGGGAGGCCGAUCGAAGAAGGCGUUUUCGAAUCGCUUGGAGAGCGAAUCGAAUACUUCAGCCCCAUCUUCAAGUGCGUGUCUCCCGUCCACAUCUGGGACUGAGAAAAGGAAUAGUCUACACUCGACAGCCAAGGCUGUGAUCUGUCAAGAUGCAAGCACACAGAUGUUGGUCACCACACAGAACCGUGCCACGCAGGUGGACAAGAUGGUCGCCUGCACCGAUAAAGCCACAUCAAUGGAUAAACGCAUGUUCCACAAUGGCAUUAAACAGGGCCCCAGCGCAGACUCUUUGACUUUUCAUUUAGAAUCCAGCUUAGGUGCAGACAUCAUCCGCCAUGUGCUGGAAUUUAGUUCAAGUGAAGGAUCGCCGUGUUCUGUUUUGAGUCCGCUCGAAACGCAGACGUCCAUCAAAUCCGACACAACAACAACAAAUGGGAGGAAGUACACCAGUCCUGAUGCCAUGAGUCAUAAAAGGAUGGGCUGCAUCACCAACACCAAAACGCCUCCAAAGAGGAUUGACCCAAGCCACCAAGAAACCAGCAGCCCCCUGCCUCACAGCCCUUCUCUGCCCCACAGCUCUGACAAGCAGACCGUGGUGAACACUUUGAAGAGGAAAACACACUUGAAACAGCUGGAGCUGCAGCACACCAACAACCCCAAGAAGGCACUGGCCCAGGGCUUAGAACUUCUGGGCAUGGAUGACUGGGAGAAGACCAUUACAGGCUUGAACAUCAUCAACAGCGUUGUGCAGAGCCAUCCAGAUAUCCUGGUCCCCAGACUGCAUGAUGUCUGCCAUACCCUCAUCCUGGAGGUUAUGAACCUGCGCUCCUGUGUCUCCCGGGUGGCGGUGUCUACACUGGGAAUGAUGUACGCCCAGUUACAGAAGAAGAUGGACGCGGAGUUGGAGGUGACGGCCGCGGCACUCCUUCAGAAAGUGGGAAUUGCCAAUGAAUUCAUCCGGCAAGAUGUCGAUGCUGCGCUGGAUAGCAUGGUCCAGAACUGCUCGGUGGCCUUUGUGAUCAAGGCUCUGCUGGCUGGGGGCCUGAGACACCUUAAUAGUGUGGUGAGGAAGUGUGCAAGUCAGCACCUGCUCAACCUGGUGGAAAUGACCGACGCGGCCCGCCUACUUUCUGACACACGUGGCAUCACUGAGUGCAUCCUGCCUACUGCAGCCCGACUCGCCCAAGAUGCUUCGCAGGAAGUCAGACACUUUGGUCGCCAGGUUCUCGUUUUUAUGGCACCCCAUCCUGACUUUGAUAAAAUGUUGAGGAAAUACAUACCGGCGAAGGACAUUCCAGAGAUUAGGGACAUCGUUAAAAGGGCCCAGGAAUUUGCCAAAACACGGACCAACAGUCCAACUUCUGACCACAAAAGCUCUCUGCCUGGUAUAAAUCAAGCUGCAGCUAAGGUUAAACAGUACAGUAUGGCCCAGAAAGAAGAAUACAUCGAGGCAAUGAAGGUCCAGAUGGCAUCCAAAGACUUUCCGCAACGCAUUGAGGCUAUUGACAAAAUAGUAGCAGACUGCAAGGAAAAACCUGAUUUGGUGGUGGCAUGCAAAUAUCCAGUUUUCGAUGCCAUUGUGGCAAGACUGCAGGAGUCAAACCGAAAGAUCAAUCAGCAUGCGCUGGAGGCCCUGCAGGCAAUGAUCCCCCUGCUGAAGGACAGCUUAGCUCAGGUUGUGAAAUUCCUGGUGCCGGCUAUUGUCGACAAUCACCUAAACAGCAAAAUUGAUGUCAUUCACAACGCUGCUGACGGUGCUCUGAAUUCUCUCAUUCAGCAUUUGGGUAAGGUCUCUACUGUCUCUAAAGCCCCUUUUUGGCCUCCAGUAUCAAAGGCAGGUGGGAGACACUGCAACACUGGAAAUUCUUUCUCAUCUGUUCUAGAUAACGCUCUGCUGCUGGAGGUUCUUUGCACCAAGGCCCAGCUCCUGAAUGGGAAAGCAAAAGGGCACCUGAUUGACAAGCUGGCUGGUAUGGUGACAGGCCUAUACCCGAGGCAGCCACAGAUUGUGGAGCAAAAGGUCCUCCCGUUACUGUGGAAGCUGCUAGUAUCCUCCCACAACAGAGCCCCCAUCGUUUCAUUGUGUCAAGCUCUGCACGUUCAAAUGGGCCAGCGUGUGAGAGAGAGUGCUGCCUCCCAGUCCGCAGAGGUGAACAAGGCACUGAACCAACUUCUGCAGACCUUCUGACCCCGAGCUUGCUCCACACACUGAUGUUGUGUGCCUACAAGCCCCACUGACCUCCACCCAUGGCUUCAAUAAGGGCAACAACUUGCUUUGAUCAGGUCACCAGCUUGUCACUUGACAACGGCCAGGUGUCUGUUCACCAGAAAUAAGUAUUAGCUUCUCCAGUGUAUCCUCCUAUCUCAACAAAAGCUUUCUUUAUGGCAUGAAGGUGCUUAUAUAAACAAAGUAUUCUGUAAUAUAUUUGUCAAAACAAUUCAUAAAAAUCUGCUUGCCUACCCAAUUACUAAAGCUGUCACAAAACAGUUCUAAACUGAUGACAAAUGCACACCAGAUAUCAUUGAUAUUAUUACCAAAAAAGUAUCAGGGUUCAGAUCAUGCCUUCAUCAGGGGCAUAAUACAUGAGAGACUUUUUUUCAGAAGUCUCUAGAGUAGGAGGUACCCAAAGAUCAAUCAAUAUUUUCUUUACAUGAUUACAUUUUUUUUUCUUUUCACUUAAGUAUGUCAACAGUACACAUUAAAAAUUCAUAAUCAGCUGUUUUAACAUAUUUUUUUAACAUUUUGUAUGUUCUGUUGGCUUUUUGUGUUUUGUCAAUGAUGUCUUUUCAACUUAACUAAUAUCCUCUAUAAAAAUAAAGAAAAAAAAAACUGUGUCACAAAAAUAAUUGUGUUGCUGAAACAGCACAAACCACUCUUUGCAUGCAUGCUUUGGAGUUCAUAGUUGAGGAUAAAACACAUUGUAUUUGUGUGUGUGUGUAUUUUUUAUCUUGCAUGCAAGCUAUAUAUAUCCAUAA
Molecule: messenger RNA, 3362 nt
Organism: Anguilla anguilla (European eel)
Lineage: Eukaryota; Metazoa; Chordata; Actinopteri; Anguilliformes; Anguillidae
Product: TOG array regulator of axonemal microtubules protein 1-like
Exons: 12
Coding region: 307-2574 (755 amino acids)
Biological process (GO): microtubule cytoskeleton organization
Cellular component (GO): cilium; cytoplasmic microtubule
Molecular function (GO): microtubule binding
Source: RefSeq, a predicted model, not a curated record